AUGGGAAUUCUAGCAGACAAGAUGCUGGAUUAUAUGGUGUCUAAUAAGUACAUAGACAAGUCAGUUCAUAAGGGCUUUCUGAAGAAGACUCCUGGUUGUCUUGAACACACCCAAGUGCUUAUGGAAGAGCUAAAAGACGCCAAAUCUACUAGACGUCAGAUAUUCGUUGUCUGGGUAGAUUUAAUGAAUGCAUAUGGCAGAGUCCCACACAACUUGAUCCUCUAUGCCCUCCGGCAUUACAAAUUCCCUGAAUGGCUCAUAGAUUACAUACUAGAGAAGGUAAACAAGCAGAUAAAGUUGAUGGAGCAGUUUUUGGAUUGGAGUAGGAAAAUGAAGGCCGAGCCUAGCAAGUGUGUCUCCUUGGGAAUGAAGGUGAUAGAUGGUACGUACCAGGCUUAUGACCCAGAGAUAUUGAUUGACGGCCAGAUAAUCAGCUAUGUAGGAAACAACCCGAUUAAGUUCCUGGGCCACUGGAUCUAUGUCGAUCUAGGGUUAAAUGACACUAAACAACAGAUUGAAGACAAACUAAAGACUCUGUUUCAGACAGUGGAUGAGUGUGGUCUCAACGGUGUCAUGAAGUGUUCGAUCUACAAUAACAUGCUGACUAGCAAGAUGUCCUGGGAUCUGAUGAUUUACAACCUUCCUGUAUCAAAAGGACACGCCCUGAAGAACAGUGAUGACACCAAAGUUGUAGAAGCCUAUAAUAACAAGAAAGAGAAACAAGAGAACAGCCCGAGAUGGUCUUAUACAACGGAGCUGACGGCAAGAGAGCGAGAUCUUUACUUCCAGGAAUUGUUUGGAGUAGUGACUAAAGACCGAGUAGGACUCGGAUGCAAACCAAAGUUGACUGAAAGGCAGAAGCUAAGACAACUGGUAAAAUCGGUGUCAGAGAACGACAUGCUAGUCACCCUGGUAAACAAGGGAGUACAGGGCAAGUUCUUGACAUGGGAGAACACGAUGCAGUUAGACUUAGGAUGGAACUGCCUUAUCUACAACUACAAGAUGAGCCCGGCUCUCCUUAAAUUCCGCCUAAACUCGACACACGACGUGGCUAAUACCCCUGCAAACAUGAUAUUGUGGAACUACUCGAGUACAGGAAAUUGUACACUUUGUGGUUGGAAGACGUGCAACAUCAAGCACAUCCUAGCCGUCUGCAGUGUAGCAAGAAACUCCAAAAGGUACAACUGGAGACAUGACAACGUCGUACGUGUUAUAGCCGGAGCCUUGCUUGACCAACUCAAGAUGUACAAUUCCUCACGUUCCACGACCUCCGACAAAGAAUGGAUACGGUUCAAGUCGAAGGAUGGGAAGUAUGACCACCCAAAGCCAAAGUUGAGGAAGGAGAGGCCCUUUGAGAGAGCGAAAGACUGGAAGCUGAUAUGGGACGAGGAUACACUACCUGCCCAGUUCCCACAGCACAUCUACAACACAGCGGAGAGACCCGACAUUGUAGUAUGGUCGGAUAGUUUGAGAGAAGUAGUUCUGAUUGAACUGACUUGUGGUGACGAGAGUAACUUCAGUGACCAAGAAGCACUCUAA
Messenger RNA from Bolinopsis microptera, 1539 nucleotides. RefSeq lists its product as uncharacterized. The transcript has 3 exons. The coding region runs from base 1 to 1539 and encodes 512 amino acids. The record is from RefSeq and is a predicted model, not a curated record. Lineage: Eukaryota; Metazoa; Ctenophora; Tentaculata; Lobata; Bolinopsidae.